AUGGGGAAGAUCACCUUCUACGAGGACCGCGGCUUCCAGGGCCGCUGCUACGAGUGCAGCACCGACUGCCCCAACCUGCAGACCUACUUCAGCCGCUGCAACUCCAUCCGCGUGGACAGCGGCUGCUGGAUGCUCUAUGAGCGCCCCAACUACCAGGGCUACCAGUACUUCCUGCGGCGCGGGGACUACCCCGACUACCAGCAGUGGAUGGGCCUCAGCGACUCCAUCCGCUCCUGCCGCCUCAUCCCCCAGCACUCUGGAACCUAUAGAAUGAGGAUCUAUGAGAGAGAUGAAUUCAGAGGACAGAUGUCAGAGAUCACAGAUGACUGUCUCUCCCUUCAAGACCGCUUCCACCUCAAUGAAAUCCACUCCCUCAAUGUGCUGGAAGGCUGCUGGGUCCUCUACGAGAUGCCCAGCUACAGGGGACGGCAGUACCUGCUGAGACCUGGGGAGUACAGGAGAUAUCUUGACUGGGGGGCUACAAAUGCCAAAGUUGGUUCUUUCAGACGAGUUAUGGACUUUUACUGA
This is a messenger RNA of Jaculus jaculus (lesser Egyptian jerboa), 528 nucleotides long. Its product is annotated as gamma-crystallin B. Bases 1 to 528 code for a protein of 175 amino acids. Lineage: Eukaryota; Metazoa; Chordata; Mammalia; Rodentia; Dipodidae. Gene Ontology annotation, biological process: visual perception; lens development in camera-type eye. The transcript has 3 exons. The record is from RefSeq and is a predicted model, not a curated record. Gene Ontology annotation, molecular function: structural constituent of eye lens.